AUGGGUCCGCCCCGGUACUUUAUCCCGCGUGUCUUAAGCCGGCCGAAUUUUUUUUGGGCGCCGCGAGGUACCGACCAGCCUUUUUGCUGGGCUGGCCGCUUGUGCAAUCUCCCCGCCGCCUUUUCUUCACCCUCUUCCCUCUCACCUCUUUUUUUUUUUCAUCCUCCUUUAUCUUCUUCUCUCAACCCAACGUUUUCUUCACGAGUCUUGCGGUGCCGUCUUCACUGA
Akanthomyces muscarius is the source of this 228-nucleotide messenger RNA. RefSeq lists its product as uncharacterized. The coding region runs from base 1 to 228 and encodes 75 amino acids. The transcript is spliced from 2 exons. Lineage: Eukaryota; Fungi; Ascomycota; Sordariomycetes; Hypocreales; Cordycipitaceae. The record is from RefSeq and is a predicted model, not a curated record.